UCCUCCACCAAUCCGCGCCUUCAGAGGCAGAGGCGGGACUUUCGCUGAUUGGCCACUUGCAGUAGCCAUCGUCUCGUUUUCCUUGUCCAUCCAGCAUGGCUUCCCGCUGCCGUAGAGCCAUAGACAGGCACUGGCUAUAGGAAAUAUGGCAGGACGCUGGUGGCCGGUAUGAGUCCAGCACGGCUGGUGGCUAGAAUUGUCACCAUGAGGUCCUAUCAGGCGCUCGUGCUGUUCCUGGCAGCCUUGGCAGUGCUUGCCUUCUAUUACCUGGGCUCAGGGAAGGAGAAUUUCUCCAGCACCACCAGGAGGAUGAAGGAGAACAGCGCGGCUCACAAUCUCAGCCCGGACCUGGACCUGUCUGCUUCUUCCUCAGAGCUGAAGAUAGGGGAGGGCAAGAGUAAGAACGUGGAGGGCCGCGGGGUGCAGGACUACCACCUACUCAUGAUGUUCACCAAGGUGGACCGGAGCCCUGGCCUCAAGGACAAGUUCCAGGUGGCCCUCACCUCCCUGGUCAAGUAUGGCAAGUUCGAGAGCUCUGAGGUGCUCAGCCUGCAUUUUGUGUCCGAUGAGCCCAGCAAAGAGGUCGGGAAGACGGUGCUGAGGGACCUGCUGCAGGGAGCCAGCUUCAAAUAUAAGGUCAUAUUCCAUGAUGUCAGCGCCCUGACGGAAAAGUUAUUUCCAAUAGUAGAAGCAAUGCAGAAACUCUUCAGUGCUGGCACUGGAACCUACUACAGUGACUCCAUCUUUUUCCUAUCUGUUGCCCUACACCACAUAAUGGCAAAAGAUAUAACUCGCAUUAUUCAACUAGACCUGGAUCUGAAAUUUAAGACCAACAUUCGUGAACUAUUUGAGGAGUUUGACAACUUUCUCCAGUCUUCGGUCAUUGGGAUUGCCCAAGAAAUGCAACCAGUAUACAGACAUACAUUUUGGCAGUACCGUCGUGAGAAUCCAAACACCAAGGUAGGUAGUCCUCCCCCAGAUGGAAUGCCUGGGUUUAACAGUGGAGUGAUGCUGCUGAACUUAGAAGCUAUGCGCCAGUCCAAACUUUACAAUGAGCUGCUGGAACCCAAUGCUGUACGUCAGCUUGCUGAAAAAUAUCACUUCAAGGGACACUUAGGUGACCAAGACUUUUUCUCUAUGAUUGGGAUGGAACAUCCAGAACUCUUCUAUGUUCUUGAUUGUGGCUGGAAUAGACAGCUGUGUACCUGGUGGAAGGAUCACGGUUAUGCCGACAUCUUCGAUCAAUAUUACCAAUGCGAAGGUCACAUCAAGAUAUACCAUGGCAACUGCAACACUCCAAUUCCAGAGGACUAGAUCGACCUAUAUAUUUUUACCAGUUUGCACUUUGUAGAGUACAAGUACAAAUGGCCACAUUCAAGUCAGACUACUAGUAAAACUUUACAAGCAUCAGGAUACAUGCAACUGAGUUCAGUUAAAGAGAGCUACCUGUACCUGGUUACACAUUGCCACCAACUGUGGGUAUAGCUUGUAUGCCCUAUACUUUCUGUAAUUGUAUUUCAGAUACAUAUUUUAUUCUAAAUAUCAGGGUAAUUUUUUGGACAGUUUGUAUACCUGAUGAUUAUUGUGUGCCUGAAGCGCUGUAACAUUAUUCCCAUGUCAGAAAAACUGGACGCAAUAGAGAAUGGCUGCUGAACAAAUUUUGAGCGCAAGUGUCACUGUAAUUGUCUCCUUUUAAUAUAUUAGAACCACCAACUUAAACAUUUGUUUGGCAAUGUGCAAAUAUAUGAAUGGACAUAGUGUAUUAAAGUGGCCUAUGGGAUAUAUUUAGUUCAGUGUAAAGCCCCGUACACACGAUCGGAAUUUCCGACAGUCUUUUUCCAUUGGAAAUUCCGACCGUGUGUAUGCCACAUCGGACUUUUUUCCGAGGAAUUCCAUCGGAGUUUAGAUAGAGAACGUGUCCUUAGAAAUUCCGAUUUGAGUGUGGCCGGGCUAAAGCACGAUCGUGUGUACGGGGCAUAACUGUUCACCAGUUUGUCUUGGAUGUUGCUUAAAGAAUUGCCUUUGUGCACAUGGACGCUUAGCAGUUCCUGUGUGUUGAGGCAAAAAAAACUCUGAACUUUCUUGUGCCUGAGGAGCCACACAUGCUGCAUACAACCACCAGUAGACAUGGAUGGUUUUUCAGCCAUGCUCAAGUAAGUGGUGGUGGCCUCUGGAUGUACGUAUUGCACCCCUCUCCAAACUCACCAGCUUUGCAUUUGGGAAGAAGCUUUCUACAUACAUGCACAGGUAAACGUAGAUGCAGAAGCCUGAGCACAGCUGUACAGCCAUUCACUUGUAUUAGUAGCUGUACACUGCACAUGUGGCUCCCCAGGCACCGGAAAAUGGCAGGGAUUUUACACCUCAGCACACAGAAGCUGCUAAGCAUCCCUGUGCAUGAGGCCUUAAAUAUCCUUUCUGUGCCCUUGUUCAAUUACAGUUCUUUAUUGCUUGGAAUGUGUUUAACUAAAAAGUCAAAUCUAUUGUUUUUGUGACUUCUUGUUUACAUUUUAAUAAUCAUGCAGCUUUCUAUGUAAUUUUCAUUUUUAGCCUCUAAACCUCAGACAUGGCUUAGUUCAGAAUGCUCAGAAAUAUCAAAUGAUAAAUUGUAUUUUUCAGCAUUGCAAUGUAAGCAGCAGAGCUUUAUCAUCAUGUUCAUUAUUAUAACUGUAUCUGUAUAAAAUUAUCUCAUAUUUUAUGUAAUGAAAAUGAAUGUACUCGGUGAACAAAUUAUAAGUGGAUUCCCUCACAUCCUUAUGUGGUUGCUAUGAACCAGUUAAGAUUAAUACAAUCCAUGUAGGAAACCAGUACCUGCAAGAGACAACAGGCACAGGGCAGGUGCUUUCAGCCUGGUGAUGCUAAGCUGACAAUUCACAUCCACUUUGCUUGUGACCAGAAUCAGUGGGUGGUCUAAGUAUUGGGUAGUUGUGUAAAGUAAAAGUGAAUCAGCAAUGUUAUGGGCAACAGAGAGAAUACUUCACCCAGACACUACCAAUGUUUACCACUGUAAUAAAGCCUUCUGUAUGUUCCCCUUUAUUUAUUUUGUCAGUAAAGAACUAAGAAGACUUUUUUCUAUGUUCUGAAA
Rana temporaria (common frog) is the source of this 3082-nucleotide messenger RNA. It is a transcript of the gene XXYLT1, whose product is annotated as xyloside xylosyltransferase 1. The transcript is spliced from 4 exons. Gene Ontology annotation, molecular function: UDP-xylosyltransferase activity. Lineage: Eukaryota; Metazoa; Chordata; Amphibia; Anura; Ranidae. The record is from RefSeq and is a predicted model, not a curated record. Bases 169 to 1314 code for a protein of 381 amino acids.